Molecule: messenger RNA, 299 nt
Organism: Antrostomus carolinensis (chuck-will's-widow)
Lineage: Eukaryota; Metazoa; Chordata; Aves; Caprimulgiformes; Caprimulgidae
Product: patatin-like phospholipase domain-containing protein 2
Exons: 2
Biological process (GO): lipid homeostasis; triglyceride catabolic process
Cellular component (GO): membrane; lipid droplet; cytoplasm
Molecular function (GO): triacylglycerol lipase activity
Source: RefSeq, a predicted model, not a curated record
GUGAGGCUGGCGCCAGUAUUAUUCGAGUCUCAAAAGAAGCCCGGAAGAGGUUUUUGGGCCCACUCCACCCAUCUUUCAACUUGGUGAAGAUCAUUCGCAUCUGCCUGUCCAAGACUGUGCCAGAGAACGGGCAUGAGGUUGCAGCAGGUCGCUUGGGUAUCUCCCUGACACGGGUCUCCGAUGGAGAAAACGUCAUACUGUCAGACUUCAAUUCCAAGGAGGAGCUGAUCCAGGCCUGUGUCUGCAGCACCUUUAUCCCUGUCUACUGUGGGCUGAUACCUCCAACCUUGCGUGGAGUG